UGGAGCAUGUAAACUCUGUCCUACCAAUUGGAUAGAAGAAAGAGGAACAUGUUACUGGAUUUCAAAGGACAAAAAUAAUUGGAUUAUGAGCUACAACGACUGUUCUCGGAAAAGGGCUCAUAUGCUGGUGAUCCAGGAUAAAGAAGAAAUGACAUUCAUAUACAGCACAGUUCCAGAGAAAUAUACUGUUUGGAUUGGGCUUAAUUCUACACCCACAUCGAAAUCCUGGACUUGGAUAGAUGGAACAGCAUUAGAUCAAACCCUGAUCCAGUUUCUUCCCUCUGGAGGUAGAGCUGACUGUGGAGUUAUGAAGCAAAAUCGGGCUUACUCUGAAUUGUGCACUGCCGAAUUUAGAUGGAUCUGUGAAAAAACAGCCAUUUUGGUCAACUAGCUUUAAUAUACUAAGAAAAUGCUUUGCUUUUCCUCAGAUACCCUGAAUGGCAAUGCAUAGAUGAUUUCUGAAAAGAACGAAUGGCAAUCAUUACCAGUGUUGGUUUAGAUAGCUUGAAUACUUGAAAAUAUGGUCAAGAUUCUGCAUUGGGAAAUGUAUCGGUAUCAUAUAACCACAUCUCCCAAUGCCCCUCCUCCCCAACUUUUUCGCCUUGUAAGCAGUGUCACCCUCCCCAUCUCAAUAUAGCCAUAUCCGUAUUGUAGGAAUGAGAGGGGGAAUACCCAGUAAUUUUCUUGUUGCUGGACACACUGUGACAUGCAUCUACAAUUUACAGAGAUCUCCCAGGGUCCUUGGAAGGUCUUU
Molecule: messenger RNA, 754 nt
Organism: Anolis sagrei ordinatus
Lineage: Eukaryota; Metazoa; Chordata; Lepidosauria; Squamata; Anolidae
Source: RefSeq, a predicted model, not a curated record